This is a messenger RNA of Mobula hypostoma (lesser devil ray), 5288 nucleotides long. RefSeq names its product vascular endothelial growth factor A-like. Gene Ontology annotation, molecular function: growth factor activity; vascular endothelial growth factor receptor 1 binding; chemoattractant activity. The transcript has 8 exons. Gene Ontology annotation, biological process: positive regulation of angiogenesis; vascular endothelial growth factor receptor signaling pathway; response to hypoxia. The record is from RefSeq and is a predicted model, not a curated record. Bases 1811 to 2449 code for a protein of 212 amino acids. NCBI's taxonomy places the organism in Eukaryota, Metazoa, Chordata, Chondrichthyes, Myliobatiformes, Myliobatidae. Gene Ontology annotation, cellular component: membrane.
GCCUGGUGGAGCUGUGUUAGUUAUGAGAGGCAUCGGUGGACAGAAUGCUUCCUCCAAGGAGAAAUGUCAAACACCAGAGAAUAUGAUUAUAAGGUGUGUGUGUGUGGGGGGGGGAGUUUAAAGGCGUCGUGUGGAGUAAGUUUUCUUUUAAACGCAGAGAGUGGUAGAUACCUGGGAUGGGUUACUUGUAGUGGAAUCAAAUAGUUUGCUGCAGUUUUACAGGCUUUUAGAGACGCGCAUGGAUAUGAAGGGAAAGGAGGGAUAUAGAUGACACACAAGUAGAGAAUAUUUAGUAUAAAUUGGCAUCAUGAUCUGCACAACAUUGUGGGCCGAACGACCUGUCCUGCACCGUACUGUUCUGUGUCCAAUACCUCACACACCCAUCCUACACCCGUAAGAAUUUCACUCUGAACGCUAUCUGUUAACAACCAAACUGGUAACUAAAGGGUCAAUAUUAUCGGCAGAGCACGGAACAGGCAAUUCAAUAAAAUCAGAACUGGUAGAGAGGAGAAAACGCCUUCAUAGGUCACUAGCGAGCGUUGCCGCUUUAAGAGCAUUAACUUUCACUUUAGACAUUUUCCACACGCUGCUUCAGUUUCGGGGUUGCAAGGGUCGAGAAGCAGUGCCGGUUUCCCCUCUGCAAUGAAUGUGUGGCCAAGCUAAGAAUCGCCCAGCCGGUUCCGCUUCACCCCUCCCCGAAACAAUUCGCAGUGCAGCCAUUCUCCCGACCCAGUGAACGGCCGAGGAUGGCAGUUUCCACCCUCCGAGAGUGUGCAAAGGGGGUUUAUGAAUUCUCCGUUUGCUGAACACACUCCCAUUCUAACCGUCGCCUGGGAAUUAUUAUAUAUUUUGUUUGCCUUCGCUGCUUUGCAAAACUUUCUUGUCUGUCUGCCCAAUUCGAUUUGAUUUAAUUAAUGUCAAUUGCCCAAAAAUAAUUUGAAUGUAUUUCUGCCGUUGCGAAAAAAAAGCAGACCUCAAUCUGGUUUUUGACUCCGCCUCCCGCUAUUGGUUGAAACUGCAGUGAGAGAGCAAGCGCAGUUAGCAAGCUGAGGACGAAUUUACCAAAACGAGCUUCUCCAGCUCUAACUCUGAAAGACCCUGCUCCUCUCCUCCCAGCUCUUACUUUGAGAAAUACAUCUAUAGAUUCCUUUUAAAGGAGAUUUUUAGUUGUUUAGUUUUGUUUUCAGGAUUUUGCGCGCGUUUAUAAGGACUAAAGUUGGAUUUAUUUUAUUUUCGUAACAUUUAUUUAUUUUCCUUUGUUUUAAUUUUGAGAAUAAGUUGUAGGCUUUAAGGAUUCGAGCGACCUUAUCCCUGCAAUCGAAGAGAGAGAGAGAGAGAAACACCGGCAGCUGUUAGGGAGAAGCGGCGCCUCUGUGUGUGUGUGAAAGGGAGAGAGAGAGAGAGAGAGAGUCAGAACGGUUCACUUUGCCCUGGUCAAAACGACAAUUAUUCGCCGGUGAAGAAGCGAAGGACACGCACAGAGAAAAUUCGAAGGAUCGGUCAUCGUUUGGGGAUGUUACAUUAAGUGUUCUACCAAGGAAACGAAAUUAGGGAGAUCAGAAAACGCAACAUUGCGCACCGGAGGGUUUACCUUGCUGGGCUCUUUUGACGUUUGCAAUAUUUCGUGAUAUUGCAACAGGAACUUUUUUUUUUGCUUUUACAAUUCUGUGAAACCAACCGGCUGAGGUCGCGGACUCAACGAUGACUGUUACAGACGCUUAGGGCCCAGAGUCUCCAAGUCUAUAUCCAAAAUCUUAAAGAAGAACAUCAAGGAAUCUCGAUUUUUGUGGGAUAUAAUUUAACAGCAACCAUGAACUCGCUCCUUAGUUUACUCAACUGUCUUUUGGCUGCUCUCUUGUAUUUUCACAGCGCGAAGAUGGCCCACAUCCCCAACGAUGGACUUCGGAGGAAUGAAGUCAUAAAGUUCAUGGAGGUGUGGAGAAAGAGCUACUGCAGACCAAUAGAGACACUAAUAGACAUCCUGCAGGAGCACCCCGAUGAAGUGGAGUACAUCUUUAAGCCCUCUUGUGUGCCUCUAAUGCGGUGUGGUGGAUGCUGCAACGAUGAAAGCCUCGAAUGUGUCCCCGUCGAAGUGCACAACGUGACAAUGGAAAUAAUGAAAAUCAAGCCCCACCACGGGGAAAAUCUAAGCCUGAUGCACUUUGUCCAGCACAGUAAAUGUAUCUGCAGACCAAAGAAAGAAGGUGAAGAGACACAAAAAAGCAAGCGGAAACGAGGGAAAGGCAAGGGUCAGACUCGGAGGAAAAAGAAGUGCAGAGUGACAGAGUGCAGGCCUCACUGUGAGCCUUGCUCAGAGAAGAGAAAGCACUUGUUUGUACAGAAUCCAGAGACCUGUAAAUGUUCCUGUAAAUUCACACAUUUACGUUGCAAGUCAAGGGGUCUUGAGUUAAAUGAACGAAGUUGCAGGUGUGAAAAACCCAGGAGAUGAGCAAAGUCUGACGUGAAAAGCAACUUUCAUCAGAGACUGUAACCAUUAUCAUUUUUUUCUGAAAAAAACAUCCAGUUUUUUUUCGUUGAACAAGAAAACAUAAAUAUGAAGACUAGAAGCACAGCACUUUGAAUUUGAUUGAUAUUACUUCUGGAAGACAUUUGAAACAACAAGAGUCAAUCCGAGACCUACAGCAAGUUGUGCGUGACUAUUAUUAAUGAAAGGGUUAGUAUUAUUCAGGAUACAUGCUGCUAAAAUGUUGGAAAAAGUACUUGGAAGACCAUUGGGGAAGUAAUGAAUUCCUGGUUCAGUUUAUUGGGUCACUUUUUUAAAAAUUAAUGACAUUAUAUAUAUAUAUGAAAUAUAGAACUAUAUAUAUAAGACACAAGCCUUGCGAAAGACUUCCGUAAAAUUGGAGAGAUUAAAUAUAUAUUAUGUAUUAAAUUACGGACUCAUUGAAGCUUCGCAUCAAGGACCCAAGAUUUUCCAGAGAAUGGAUGGAGAUAUUUGUGUUCGAGGAUUUGGAAUGAGAUGGGGCAGAGGGAGGGUUUGGUGAUUGAGGUCAUAACACACUGCAAGAUUUUAUUUGCGAAAAGGAAACGACCGCUGGAGUAUGUCAUCCAGUGCAGACAGCAGCCUUGGCUGCCUGCUUGUGUCAAGGGAGCCCGGACAUUCAAAGGGUAAGGGCCUGUGUGACCUGCUGGUCCAGCAUCUCUGGGAGGAAGAUUUUUGCCAGCCAGGAGGUCAAAUCUUGUCGCUAAGGAACUGUCACUGAAGCAGUAAAUCAGGGCCACUGGAGACAGUCAGAAGUGUUUUUUGGUGGUGUGUUGUACACAGAAAUAGAAAGAAAGAGAGGAAACUGGAGUACUACCAGCCAACAGAGGCAAUCAGGCCUGUGGAGGGAGCAUGUGUGGCCAACCUCGCAGGCUUGAGACACAUCCUAUAAAGACAAGGCAAGUGUGGAAUAAUUUGCUGCUGGCGUGGCCUAGCCAGGUCAUUUUGACGUGGGUACCCCCAAGGUCACCUCUGGCCAAACUGCUGCUCUUGGAUGUGACUCCACACAUACACAAACACACACACACACACACACACACACAACCCCAUAAAAGCAGGAAAUGGCCAGGUUCCCCUCUCCUGUGGUCAGUUAUGCCGUCGCUCGGUGGUGAGGCUGGUAUGUAAAACAGUGAAUGGGGGAAGGGGUCUGGCUAUGCAACACCAUUCCUCUACCCCCAGUCACUGAACUAAUCCCGGCAGAGCCUUGCUUGGUUAACCAGCUUGUCACUUAAGCUGGGAUCCCAAGAGUAACAGGGCAAUGUUGGAUUAGCUCACUGGUAACAUCACAAUUCAAUGUCGCAGAGAGAGGGGGGAUAAAAACCCGUUCUACCAUUCUGCCCCUGAGCCAAAACCCUGCCAGAGCAAGGGAGUGAUCCUAUCUGGGAAAGCUCGUGCACCCAUGUAGUUGAGUCAAUGGUUUGGGAAAGGGUGGGCACACAGUUACUAUCUAUCAGCAGUGAAGAGCAGCUGGACCCUGAACCUGAACUCAGCUGAACCCGCAACAGGGAAUUUGUCACCAACUACUACCUUGUGUGUACUGGGAAAGCCCUGGGGGAGAGGAAACAAAUAGAGAAUCAGUGAAAGUGAUUCAUGUAAAUGUGAUGAAUUCUUCAAAGCAAGCAGCUGUUAACCUUGUGAAGCAACAUUAAUGUACCUGCGGAUGUUGUGAAGUUGCCGUAGCAAUUAUUGUUCCUUGUCCUUUCGGCUAUCUUUGAAAUCCCACUUGCAAUGUUAUCAUUACGAGACCACCUCGCCUUGCCCGCCUCAGACCUCAGACCACCCCUAUUUUUGACGUGUGUGUGUAUAUAAAUAUAUAUUAUUUUUCUUUUCUCCCUCUCUCUCUCUUUUCUUUUCUCCCACUUGCCUUUUCUCCUCGCUCUAUACACCUCCCCCUUCACAUUCUCUCUCACUUUUUCUCUUGCAUUCUUUCUCCUGUUUUCUCUACCUCAGUCUCUUUCGCUUUCUCUCAUUCCCAUUCUCUCUCUCUUUCUCUUUCUUUCUAACAUUCCCCUCCUCUUUCUCUCUCACUUUCUAUCGCUCACUCUCUGACUCUCAUGACGUCUCUUAGCUCCCACUUACAACUGAGGCGGUCAUGGCCAACACCCACUGCCUAAGCAGAGGUAGCAGAGCACGCUGCCCAUGAUUCAUCCCCCACUCCCUCACCAUCCCCUUCCUUGGCAAGUGCAUUCCUUGACACACAUCACAGACACACACUGUAGUCCUGUUCCUUUGAAGCAUCCAAAGUAAUUCCUUUGUUGACUGGAAAAGUUUGGACCUUGGCAACAGGCUCCACAUUUCCACAUCACUCAAAUCAUUGGGAAAUGCAGGACAGGGUGCAUCAACUAAAUCCCAUUCUCCCCCAUCCACCAAUCUUCCUUGUAACUUCCUUCUUGGUAUUUGGCCAUUCAUGCAGGCUCUGUUCCAUGGGGCUGGGCAAGUGCAUUCCAUCUCCCCGGUUGGCCUUGCCUGGAUAAAUUACUCCCCUUCCAAGGCACCUUCUGCUCAUCCUUCCAAAAGCCAUCUCAUUGGGCAAGCAAAUAAAGAAAAUGACCUGCUGUGUAUUUUGUGUAGAACUGAGAACAAUUAGGAUUGUUCUCGAAUAUUCUGUCUGUUAAAUAUUAAAAGAAAGAACAUGAAAGAAAAAUCCACACAAUUGAUUCUUUGCAUAAUGUUUAUAGUCACAUUUUUAGUAUAUUUUUUUUGUCACUGAAAUAUAUUUAUUGGUGCUACUGUUCUUAUCCAUAAUUAUUAAAAAAUACUGUUAAAAUAUUAACAACAUUAUUUU